AUGGAGGGCGUGGUCGCGGGGGCAGCUGUUGAAUUCAAGGUCAAGGAGAAAGCCGUUUUGGCUUACCUUCUCACCAUACCCGAGGCUGCCUUCCAAUCUGAUCACGUGAGAGUUUUGGACAGUUCUGGUGUUGAGGACUUGCAGUUGGAGUACGACGAGGCCUGCGAUGAGGUCAUCGACUUGCUCGCGGAGUUGCGUGCCACAACGCUGGAGGUGCAGCAACUAUCCUUGCGGCUAAAGGCCUGCCGGCGCACCAAGACGCCUUUUUCUACGCUUCCUGCAGCCGAGGAGCCCAAAGGGGCCCGAGACCUUCGCCAGCUCUUCGAGUGGCUGGCAGAGACGGUGGACCUGAGCCAUCCCCCCGAAACCUUGGAUGUGGGCUUCGAGGUGCCAAUCGGCGGCCGGUCAGUUCACCUGCACCGAGUCGUACAGUGGCCUUUAGCCACCCGGAUCGCCCCAGGAGGCUUGAAGCUCACGGCCCCGAUCCAGCAUCAAGAGGCACUCGGGCAGCUCUUGGCAUCAACUCGAGCUGUCGGGAAGGUUGACUCGGAUGCCCUGAUGCACUUCUUGGCUGGCUGGGAUCUCAUCGCCGGUGAGCUGACGACAGCCGCGCAUCCAGUGCCAGAGCCGUCGGUUCUGCUCGCGCACAGGACCUCCACGCAGGGGAUCCUCGUGGCGACCUGGCCAAGCAAAGAGGCCCUGCAGGUGGUCUAUGCAGCGCCCGUCGUCCCACAGCCAGGAGAGCGAGUAGAGGUCGAGUACGAAGGGCAAUGCUACGUCGGAAUCUUGUAUGGCGUGGACAACGGCAUGGCAAGCGUGAGGUGCGAUGCGGAUCCGCCCGGCGUGAUGACUGUGGCACCGUUGUCACAUGUUCGACGGCUUGACGGGGACUUGAUGCAGGAGGACUGGGCAUGUAGACAAGUGUUGCUUCAUGGGCAGCAUAUGCACGCGACCUGCACAUGCAUCAAAGACAUCUCGGUGAACACCCAAACGAAGGGCUUGACACUUCUUUGCGUUGUCAUGCCAACAGAUACAACCACCAAACGCAAAGAAAAACCGGAAGACUGGGGUUUCCGAAACAACAACGACAGUCAAGUCACAGCUGUCGUUGCCUACGCUACAUAA
Symbiodinium sp. CCMP2592 is the source of this 1125-nucleotide messenger RNA. NCBI's taxonomy places the organism in Eukaryota, Dinophyceae, Suessiales, Symbiodiniaceae. The record is from the annotation of a GenBank genome assembly.